Messenger RNA from Racocetra persica, 671 nucleotides. The record is from the annotation of a GenBank genome assembly. NCBI's taxonomy places the organism in Eukaryota, Fungi, Glomeromycota, Glomeromycetes, Diversisporales, Gigasporaceae.
GCGAAAGUAUAAGUACUCGAGCUUCCUCCAUACCGCUUGCCAUUGGUAGUACUGAUAGUACUACACAGCCCUUGGUAGCAUGCAUGGUAGGGGCCCUAUCACUUGUAGCUUUAGAAGAACCAAAACGAAGUUGCCCUCGUGGAGAUGAGGCUCUAAUUGGCACACCUGCAAAGGCAUUAACAACAGUAGAAUCAAGUAAUUCCCGGAUGAAGCGCUUAACCCAAGAGAGGACUGAUAAUGCCCAAAGACCAGAAGGAAAUCGGCUCGAGGUGCUGGAUGAUACAAUUAUGUCAAAGGGUAGUUCUUUUCAUCAUCAGAGGAUAACCAAGCCAAAUGAAACACCAGGCUUGCUUAAACAUGGACGUUAUCUCUUAGAUAAUCUCGCACAUCUAGGGCAUCAUCGAGAAGAUCGUUCACCUCAAAAUACCAACAUGGAUCUGCAAAGUUUGCAAGCUGAUACUGAGUAUCGUAUAACGGUAGUUAAAUCGUCUACUUCACUAGAAUAUGGAGGGGAUCGAAGACAAACAAGGGAUCGAAGAUCAACUGCCCCAGGAUGUAGUCUACAUCCCAAUAAAGAAACUAUAGGAACAAGUCUAACUUCGUUGGGUAUGUUACUAAACAGUAACUUGGGAAUUUAUGUCAGUCAUCAUAAGACAGAGACUGUCAAGUAG